Symbiodinium sp. CCMP2456 is the source of this 627-nucleotide messenger RNA. NCBI's taxonomy places the organism in Eukaryota, Dinophyceae, Suessiales, Symbiodiniaceae. The record is from the annotation of a GenBank genome assembly.
AUGGGCACGACUGCUGCUUCCCACCCACCCACCAAGCGGCAGCUGAGGUACCAGCCCCUUCUGGCCCGCGAAUUGGUGUUCAACUGGAGUGCAUGGAUAUCGACAAAGUACAAGACUCCAACAGGUGCUUGGCACGACAUCUUUGAGAAUGUAACUUCGACUUUCGAGGACGAAGUUGGAGUUUAUUUGCGACCUUGGACCCGGGCCUGGUCAAGGUGGGAUGAUGGAGCGCUGGGGUCAUCCAGCGAGGAUGCUUUCACAUACAUAGAUCGUCUGGAAAAGCAGGACCAGUUGAUCUCCGAGUCGGAAUUCUCCACUGCUUUUGGAUUUGCUGCGACAGAGUUGGCCAUGUUUCCGUACUGUGUAUGGUUGCACAAACAUUUCGCCAACAGCAGCCAAGCUUGGGACGUCGUGGCACAGGGUCGGGAUUUGAACAAGACCAGGUGGGGACUUGUGUGGUUCCCGUACAAGCCGUCCUUCAAUUUUACGAAGCCUUCGGCCAAUGAGUCUUUUCUGUUCUUGGAUGCGGAUGACAACGGCAUUCUCAGCAGGAGGGAGUUCGAGUCCGUUUUUAAGUACUGUAACAGCACCGCACCGCCUAGACAAAACAGCAGCCGCUGCCCAUGA